Molecule: messenger RNA, 1353 nt
Organism: Punctularia strigosozonata HHB-11173 SS5
Lineage: Eukaryota; Fungi; Basidiomycota; Agaricomycetes; Corticiales; Punctulariaceae
Exons: 2
Coding region: 1-1353 (450 amino acids)
Source: RefSeq, a predicted model, not a curated record
AUGCGCAUCCACUCGCUCCCCCUUCAUCUCCUCGCCCUCAUCACCUCCGCCAGCGCCUACACCUGGAACUUCACCAGCACCCCGCGCCAGUGCGAGAACCUCUCCCUCGUCAUCGACGGCACCGGCGGCAGCCCGCCCUACCAUGCUCUCAUCCAGACCUUCGGCCCAACCCCGCUCCCGAACGACAUCGAGGCGCGGCGGAUCAUGGACAUCCCCUUCAACGACACGACCUCCCUCACCUUCCAGCUACGCUACCCCGAAAACUCGCAGUUCGUCGUCGUCGUCAGCGACCAGAACGGGUUCGGGACGGGCGGCACCUCCGUCGCCAGCACCGUUCUCGCCGGCAACUCCUCCUGCUUCGACUCCACCCACAACGUCUCCCCCGACUUUUUCUACGCCAUGACCCCGCCCAACCAGCUCGUCCAGUGCCAAGCCACCCGCCUCUGGUGGAACGCGACCGACGUCCAGGGCAACGUCACCUUCUACGGCAUCAUCCCCGGCGGCGAGUCCUUCCAGAUCCCCUCCGGCAUCGUCACGGACGAGAGCGCGCAAGGCGAGGGCACCGGUUUCACCUGGACGCCGAGCGUCCGCGGCGGGACGCAGGUGAUCCUGACCGCCGGCGACGCGCGCGGGAUCGGCACCGGCGGCUCCUCGCCGUUCACCGUCGGCACCGGCACGUCCAACUCGGUCGACUGCCUCAACGACUCCUCGCCGUCCUCCACGCCCGGCAGCCCCGCCGGCGGCACCUACCCGACCUCCACCUCAGGCGCGGGCGUCGGGUCCGGCUCCGGCUCCGGCUCCGGCUCCGGGUCCUCGGGCGGUAGCGGUAGCAGCGGCGGCUCGCACACGAACAUAGGCGCCAUCGUCGGCGGCACCGUCGGCGGCGUCGCGGGCCUCGUCGCCCUCGCCCUCGUCGCCCUCUUCUUCUUCCGCCGGCGCCGCUUUCACAAGACGCAGAAAGAACGGCCCGUCGACCUCCUCCAGGGCGCGGACGACGACGAGGACCACCCCGCGCCGGUCCAGGGCGCCGACGGCAGCAGCCACGUGCCCAACUACUACCGCCCCGAGCCGUUCCUGCUCCCGGACCCGACCGUCGCGUCCACCGCGGACGCGGACGAGGACGGCGGCGGCGCGUCUAGGUACAGCACGACGGACGUGGGCAGGAGCGCGACGCCCGAGGGCAGCGCCGCGGGGAGGAGCUCCGCGACGCGCAAGACGGCCGCGGGGCCGGCGCCGUUGAGGCCGGUGAAUAUCAUCCAGCACGACGACGCCGGGGUCGCGCCCGCGCCCGACGCGGAGGAGAACGCGGAGACGAUCGAGCUGCCGCCGGCGUAUAACAAGCUGCGAUCGUGA